Messenger RNA from Angiostrongylus costaricensis, 1608 nucleotides. The record is from the annotation of a GenBank genome assembly. Lineage: Eukaryota; Metazoa; Nematoda; Chromadorea; Rhabditida; Metastrongylidae.
AUGACAACAGAAGGUGGACUGCGGCAAUGUCUGACUGAUUUAACCAGGGCAGAUACUAGUGGUGAUUACCAGAAAGCACUCCUGGCAGCUAAUCGUCUGAUUCGACGCUAUCCAAAAGAGCACUAUGCUUUCAAGUGCAAAUUGGUUUGUCUCAUCCAUUUAUCAAUGUAUGACGAUGCGCUUACUUUACUAAGGAAGACACCGCCAAGUCAAAUGGGGGAAUGUGCUUUCGAGAAGGCUUACAUUCUCUAUCGUUUGGAAAGAAAUGACGACGCAUUAGAAGCCCUAAAAGCUUGUGACAAAACCGAUCAACGCGCUCAAGAACUCAGAGCCCAACUAUACUAUCGCCUCGACAGAUUCCAGGAGGCUCUCGAGAUUUUUCGCGAUUUGUUUCGAAACCAUUCUGACGAUUACGACGAUGAGCGUAAAGCCAACUAUCUUGCAGUUGUGGCACAGUUGGAAGCCAUGGGAAUGAAACAAGUAGGUUUUACUCUUCGACAUCAGCUGUACAAUAGCGCUUGUCAACUUAUAGAAGCUGGAAAUUACGAGCUGGCGCUAAAGAAUUUGGAUAAAUCAAUUGCUUUGUGUCGAGAAACGCUUAGUGAGGAAGGUUUGGACGAAGAAGAAGUUGAAGAUGAACUUGCCGUGCUGUGUGUGCAACGCGCUUAUGUGUUGCAUAAACUUGGGAGAAAAAACGAGGCAAUUGAACUAUAUAGAACCCUCCAAGCAGCCGGGCCAUCUGAUAUCGGCGUUAUUGUCACAUUGGCAAAUAACUUGGCGAGUGCAAUGAAAGACCAAAACAUUGCUGACGCUCGAAGGAAAUUGAAAAAUGCUCUUCAGUUGGACCAGAAAAAGUUGUCUACGCGUCAACGACGAAUCCUUAUGUUGAAUAAUGCUCUUGUACUGCUACACUCGAACCAACGAGAACCGUGUCGACGCGCCCUGGACGAUCUUAUCAAGGCUUUUGGUGCAACAAGAGAUACUCGACUUAUUGAAGCUGCAUUAUGUUUCCGUCUCAAUGAGUUUGAGAAAGCAAUCAAGGUAAGAUUCAAGUGUAGAAGCAUUGCAGCAUCAGUCUAUUGUUGUAUUACUUCAAAAUAUGAGGUUGAGGUAUUCCUUCAUUGCAUUCCACAAUAUUCAUGUGUAUGUUCAUGUAAUGAGACUUCAAUUGUUAAGGUGUUCCCAGUGACAGUAGACGAGAGUAUCAAUGUUGAUAAUCUCGAAGAGAGCGAUUGGAUCCUUUACGGCGAGAAAUAUAAGCAGAAAAAAGAAGCCAAAUCAGAAGAAAUUGUGACGAGAAAGUUGAAGAAUCGUAAACGAAAAAGGAAGAUCCGUUUACCAAAGAACUAUGAUCCUAACGUGCCCCCUGACCCGGAAAGAUGGCUGCCAAAGCAAGAACGUGCUGCGUAUAAGAAGAGGCAAAAGAAGAACCGAGAUCGCGACAUCGGAAGGGGAACUCAGGGAUCCGUGUCAACUAAUCCCAACGUCGAGUAUGUAUCGGCUUCUCCGAGUUCUCCAAGACCGAUGGCCGUCACGAUGCCUGAGGGUCCACGUCAAAUGCGUCCGAAACAGCAGCCAAAAAAGAAAAAGAAACCUUCGAAAUUCUAG